UUAAAUAUCAAGUGAGCAGGAGUUGUACAGGAUCAGUUCCAGCUGUGGAAGUGCUGAUACACAUCCUCUGGGAUGUGAGGAGUGCUUGGAGUCUUUCCAAUGCCACCCUCUUGCCACAGCAGCAAGGCAGAUGUGACAGCAUCUUCCUGAUUUUUGAGUCCAACAUGUUAUGAAAGCACAUUGGGUAAAAACUGAGGGCAAAAACUCCUUCUCUGCCCUGUAACAAUAAAUAUGUAUGAGGAUUCUUGAUGUGUGUGUGAGGAUUCUCAUGCUCGACCCAUCAAGUCCUUCUGUUUGUGGUCUUAAGAAUACAGAAAAAAAGAGGAAUCUUCAUUUAUUAUAUGAAUAUUGGUGGUGGAUGAGAGAGUGAUGGGAAAUAUUUUUGCUCCCUCAUACCCUAAUCCCUCAAGAGUUUUGGAACAAUUAAAGAGGGAGGUUUCCUUUCCCCCAAGUUUUUGUUCUUGCCAAAAUUGCUGUUUAGUCCCCUAAAUUCUUUACUAUUACUUUAUGGGGCUAAUAAAGCAGCGUCAAAUUACAGUGUGAGUUGGGUAAGGAGAAAUGAGAUGCUGCAGGAAGUUCCUUGAAUUUGAGGAUCUUUCCAUAGUCAGAAGAAUGAGGAUUAUUUUUCAGAAGAUAGGAGAACAACCUGAGGAUUCCCUUCCAGAAUUCCAAGAGCUACCUGGGGGCAGGAUACCUGGCAUACAUCAUUUUAUGACAGGAUUGGGUAGAAUUCCUCAUUUUUCUCGUCCUUGUUAAGAAGGACUGUGGCAAAUUGGGAUGACAUGGAAUCAGGAAUGUGGCCCAUGAUUUUGCACCUUUCCCUAGAAAUAUGCUGGUGUACACACCAAGGAUGUGUGCAGAAUCAGGAGCUGGACUUCUUCAUAAGACCAAGAUCCCCUCAGUUUUAUUUCUGUUGUUGUGCCUGGAGAAAUUCCUAUGAUCUAUGCAUCCUUAAUACUCAUUUUAUCUGUUAACAGCAUAUGCAGUUUUAGCUUAUAAAGUGGCACAUUUUAAAUUUUUUAAUUUGGUACUUGCAAAUAGGAGAAUUUACAGAAUUAAAUGUACCAAAAGCAGAGUUUAAACAAAGAGUGAGUUGCUAAAGGAACACAAACCUUGUGAUGAGAUGGUUUGGUGUUGGUCAUGCUGUGUGACAGUGUGUGGUGGUGCUUGGGAGGUGGCCUGAGGUAUGAAUGCUUUGGAUGGAUUGUUAAGGUCUGAGAUGGAGGGAUAUGAAAAGGGGAUGCUGGGAAAGAUUAUCGGGACAACAAAGCAAUAGAUACACUGUUGGAGAGGCCUUGCUGAAUAAAGUCACUAUUACAUGGCAUCUCUGUUCAAAAUCUUACAUGUAAAGAAAGGUUGAUGGUAGCUUGGAGUGUAGCCUGUGUUUCUGCAGAAAUUCAACUUUAGUUGUGGAUUUUAAUUUAUUUUUAAUUUUCCAUUUCUUAAAGUAUAAUUUGCAUUCAUUUUUAAUGUAAUUUCAUAUUCAUCAAGAUUAACAUAUAAAUAACUCUAUUGCACCACCAAACAAUAAAGGGAACAAAGUGACACAAAAUAAAUCUCAUUUUACUGCAACCCAAAAUUGGUUUUGUGGCUUUUUAGGGCUUGACUCCCAGGGCAAUUGGCAGCAUAGCUGUUGGGGAGUAACUGAGUGGCUGCAUCUGUGUGAUGGAACUCCCUGAGGCUGGUAUUAUGUUCCUGAGCAGGAACAUUGUCUUUUUAAAAGUAUAAUAUUCUAAAUAAUGACUGUACUUUUUAAGUACAUGAGACAGAGGAAAUGGAAACCACCUUGGUGCUGAAUGAGGAGAACAGUUUUAAUAAACUUGUCUGCAUCAACUUCAUAUUGAUUUGUUUGUCUUAAUUUCUGUGAAUGACUCUACGUGGGCAGGUCAGUGAAAAUGGAAGUGAGCUGCAGCAAAGGUGGAACGAAUCCUGGAUGUUGGCAUGUGUGCUCUACUUACUGCCUCAUUAUUGAAUCAAUUAUUACUAUCAUUAUUUGAAUCUCUAAAAACACAUGGAUCUUAAUGUCUGCUCGUAUUUGUGCAUGUGAAUGUCACAGGUCUUUGCUUCCUGUGCUGUGAAAUGCAGAAUGAGAGGAUGACUCAAACAAGGGCUCCUCGGUGCUUGAAUGAACAAGUUCCUAUUUUACUUUGUAGUUAAAACCUCGGUGCUGAUUCACUUUCCGAGAGACAAAGCAAGUUGCCCUUUGUUUUGGUUUCAUAGUUAGGUAUUUUUAUUAUGAUGGCGUUACUUUCAAGCUUGUCUGCCAGAGGAAUUAAAGGAAAACAAAAAUGGGCAAUAGCAAGUCCAGGUUAAGACUCCACAGUGCCUGGGUGUUGUCUCCACCCUGUAACAGGUGUAUCUGCUCCCUCUUCCUUCUCCCACUGAAAUGUGCAAGAAGACAUCGUCCUCUGCAAGCUCAGAUCUCUCUUGCCUGUUGUGUUUUAGGGUUCAGCAGUGUUAGGUGUUGUCCAGUGUCUCUUUGAAGAGGGCAAUAUCACUGCAACAUCCUCUGGCUCCUUCUCAGCCACAUCCUUCCCUCUGCAGCAUCUUUCACCCAGGCCUGCAUUUCUUUAGCACCUCUUUGUUCCUGCUCUGGAUAUCUCAUAAGCUGCCUAGAAAUUUGCUUUUUCCAGAGUUUCAGCUGAGGGCUUUGCAGGCAAGCGCUACUUCUUCAUAUGCUGAAUAUUUGACUGACCAGAUCUGGCAGCAGUGGCCCCAUCAGUUCUUGGCUGCAGUUAUUUCUGAAUGCAGGAGCAGGAUUUUCAGGUUUGCAAUAGUCCUCCUUAUGUCUGAGCAGAGACACAGAAUGGAUAAUUCAUCUAUUUAUCUAUCCUGAUUUAUCUGUCAGUGACCUCUGUUCUGAAGAUGCCAUGAAUAGUGAGAAGUCUUGUAUUUGAAAGUAGCCCAGUAAAUUGAAGUGAGAAUGAGUACCAAAAUGCAUGGCAUUUGAAGAAGGGAGCAAGAGGGUUACACUGUCCUCAGAACAGAAUUAAGAAGCUGCAAAAAUGAGAGAAUCCCAUUUUCUGAAGAUAUAGAUCUUUGACAGUUUAAGGAGAAGUGGUAAGAACUUUUAAUGUACCAUCUGCUUCUUGAAUCUUCAAGACCAGGUGUAUCACUUUGGGCUGAAACUCCUUCUUGCUCAGUGUUCAGUCUCUAACCAAUGGCUGAAAUUUAAACUGCCUUAAAACUCCUCAAGUACCUUCCCUGCCCUGUUUAGAACCAGGUUUCAUGAGCCAGAGAUGGCAUCUAGAUUGAGUGGCUCUUGACUUUUGUUUUUUCUGUGAACUUGUCUGAAAACCAUCACUUUGUGGAAAGCAACACGUCCAUAAAUUUUAAUUCAUUUAAAGACCAAUUCAAAGACCAAUUUCAUCUUGCAUUCAAAAAUGUUUGAGUUACUUUCUCUCUAGUUCUUAUUGUGAACUUUAUCUGUGUGAGAAACAGAGAUAAUCAGAUUCGAGAUCUCAGCUGUGUUUUAGCCAUCAUUUAAUUUCUGGUGGCCUCUGUGCAACCUUAGUGUCUGGAACGUCUCCUGAGAUGGUUUCUUAAUGCUUUUCAGCAGUUGUGUUUUCUGAGUAUGUUUUCAGGAUCUUUGCUACUGUGCUUUCACAAUCCUUACUGCUUUUUAAAAGUAGCUUCACUGUAUCAAAUGGGUGCUAUUAAAUGUAAUUAAAGUAAUUUUAAGUGGUAAUUUUUGGAAAGCUUUUUAAAAUGGUCAAAUAAUCCUGUAGCAGAACCUGUCUUCACAGAAGACAGGAUCCUAACAAUGGCCCAUUUCUAGCAUCAUGCUUUGAUUUUACCAUGGAUUGUAUUCAAAUUAUUAUGAAGGAGAUUUAAAUGGGGGAAAAAAUCUCUCACCUUUCUUGAUUUCAUGCUUAAUUUUCACAGCAGGGGUGAGUUACUUCUAUUUGCAUUUCAAGGUUUUAUUUUUGGAUGUGUCUUGUCUACUCUUGGCAGACAAACACUGAGCCAAGGAGUAAAAUAUGAAGGUUUAACAGGGAGGGAGUUAUUAUCCAAAUGGAGCCUUCUGCUAGAGGUGUCAACGGAGACAAAGGUUUCUGUCUUCCACCUUGUACAUAAGUGGGAUCUCUGUGCUGGAACAAGAUAAUGUCUUCAACUCAUUGAAGGAAAGGGACUAUUUGUUCACACUUAUGAUGAUUUGACACAAUUAAUGUCUUAAUAACCAUGAUGGCAACACAGACAUUAAGUAUAGACAACUAUCAAGAUGGACAACAGAUGCAAGUGGUAACAGAGUUAAAAACUGAACAAGAUCCCAACUGCUCUGAAACUGAUGCCGAAGGGGUGAGUCCUGCCCCUGUGGAAUCUCAGACUCCAAUGGAUGCAGACAAGCAGGCCAUUUACAGGCACCCACUAUUUCCCUUGUUAGCACUAUUAUUUGAAAAAUGUGAACAAUCUACACAAGGCUCAGAAGGCACAACUUCUGCCAGUUUUGAUGUAGAUAUUGAAAACUUUGUAAGGAAGCAGGAAAAAGAAGGAAAACCCUUUUUCUGUGAAGAUCCAGAAACUGAUAAUUUAAUGGUAAAAGCAAUCCAAGUUCUGCGUAUCCAUCUGCUGGAGCUGGAAAAGGUUAAUGAACUCUGCAAGGAUUUCUGUAGUCGUUACAUUGCCUGCCUGAAGACAAAAAUGAAUAGUGAAACUCUGUUAAGUGGAGAGCCUGGAAGUCCUUAUUCACCUGUGCAAUCUCAGCAAAUUCCAAGUGCCAUUGCAGGCACACUCAGUCCCCAAGGGAUCGUGGUGCCAGCAUCAGCAUUGCAGCAGGGAAAUGUAACUAUGGCAACAGUAGCAGGGGGGACAGUGUAUCAGCCAGUCACUGUGGUCACUCCACAAGGACAAGUGGUGACACAGGCACUGUCACCUGGGACUAUUCGGAUCCAGAACUCUCAGCUCCAGUUGCAAUUAAACCAAGAUCUAGGCAUCUUGCAUCAAGAUGAUGGCUCAUCAAAAAAUAAGAGAGGAGUUCUUCCCAAGCACGCUACAAAUGUGAUGAGAUCUUGGCUUUUUCAGCACAUAGGGCAUCCAUAUCCAACAGAGGAUGAGAAGAAGCAGAUUGCAGCACAAACAAAUCUGACACUACUCCAGGUUAACAAUUGGUUUAUCAAUGCUAGAAGGCGAAUUCUUCAGCCAAUGCUGGAUUCCAGUUGUUCUGAAACUCCAAAAACAAAGAAGAAAACAGCCCAGAACCGACCAGUCCAGAGGUUCUGGCCUGACUCCAUUGCCUCAGGAGUUGCUCAGCAGCAAUCGAACGAGCUCACGAUGUCAGAUGGUGCUGUCGUGACCAUCACAGCCCCAGUGAACAUGAAUGUAGACAGUCUGCAGUCCUUGUCCUCGGAUGGUGCCACCCUGGCUGUGCAGCAGGUGAUGAUGGCAGGGCAGAGCGAGGACGAGUCCGUGGACAGCGGUGAGGACGACGGCGGAGACCUCUCGACAGCGAACAUCAGUGGGCUGGUCCUGGAUAACAGCGACUCUCUGCAGUAGGAAGCCAGAGAGCCUGGAGAAAAAACACUUAGGAAAAAGAAUGGACUGACUGACUGACUUUUUAUAGUUUGCACAGCAAACAUUUUACACAAGUUUUAUUUCUAAUAUGUUUUAUAUGUAGAUAUAGAAGGGUGCACUUUUUUGUAUUUCAUAGUAAGCUUAAAGAGUGUUUUUGCAGGUGCAGCAACUUCUUUCAAAUGUGUUUUGGUUUGUUUUUUUUUUCUUUGGUUUGUUUUUUUUUUCUUUGUUUAUUUUCCUUUCCUUAUUUCAGAAAAUUAUAUCUAGUAAUAUAAAGAACCACGUAAGCACCCCUUUGUUCUCUGGAUUGGAAGUGCUGCAGUUUCUGAUGAAUUAUGCAGUUUCAAUUAGUGCUGUUAUUUAACACAGCUUUUGAUGGGCAGGUGAUGUAAAUUUAAAGCAUGUGACACUAGUGCGUGAAACUUGAUUAUUGAGUUAGAUUCAUAUAUUUGAAAGAUGCUUCUGCACCUUAAAAACUGCUAGUCUGAGGUGGACAGCAACACACAUAAAAAGGAACUGUUGAUGUGUGAUUCAGUAGAGAAUGUAUGGCAAUUUAAAUAAGUUUAGUUUCUCUCAUAGUCCGUGAGCCUGUUUAUCAUUUGCUAUAAAAACUCCUAUUUUUACCUUGCUGGGGUUAUUGGAUAAAAAAAAAAAAAUAUUUUUAUAAAUUCACUAAAAAUUGGGAUGACAACUGUAUUAAGCAGGAGUAAAAAAAAAAUAAUUUCCAGAGGGGAAAAAUAAAUGUUUAGUAUUCCUAUUUGGAAGGUCUGAAAAUUGACCCAAUUUAAUAAACAAGCCUACAGUAGCAUUCUAUGAUUCUCAGCUAUCCCACAGUGAUAUACUAUAUUUGAUAAUAGCAUAAGAAGGGCCCACUGUUUGAUGGGAUUUUGAUAUUGUCAAACAUUGAUUUAUAUUAUGUGUAAACUAAUAUUCAAAUUGCAUAACUCUGUAUCUAGACUUGUAUCUGAAAAUAUUUGCUAAAUGAGUAUUCAGGUAAGUAAGUUCAAAUACCCACAAGUUUUCCAAUUAUUAGAGAAAUUUAACAGUUUAUAGUUUGUACAACUGAAUCUAAAAAAAUGAAAAGUUGCCUACUAUACAGUCAUGAAUUCUGCUAUUUUAUUGCAUUUGAAAUAUUUUCCCCUAAUACAAAAAGAAAAAUAUAACAUGGAUUUAUAUAAAAUUUCUUCAGAUCUGAAGUUUACUACCAGAAUAUACAGCAGGCUUUGUUAGAGUAGGAAAUCCUUGUGUGUCAUUUAAAAAACAAAGAGCUGGAGAUAAAAACA
Messenger RNA from Onychostruthus taczanowskii (white-rumped snowfinch), 6794 nucleotides. It is a transcript of the gene PKNOX1, whose product is annotated as PBX/knotted 1 homeobox 1. Gene Ontology annotation, molecular function: RNA polymerase II cis-regulatory region sequence-specific DNA binding; DNA-binding transcription factor activity, RNA polymerase II-specific. Gene Ontology annotation, biological process: regulation of transcription by RNA polymerase II; angiogenesis. NCBI's taxonomy places the organism in Eukaryota, Metazoa, Chordata, Aves, Passeriformes, Passeridae. Bases 4183 to 5493 code for a protein of 436 amino acids. The record is from RefSeq and is a predicted model, not a curated record. The transcript has 12 exons.